Messenger RNA from Oryzias latipes (Japanese medaka), 4286 nucleotides. Lineage: Eukaryota; Metazoa; Chordata; Actinopteri; Beloniformes; Adrianichthyidae. The record is from RefSeq and is a predicted model, not a curated record.
GGCCACAAAAACAAAAAUUACGUGUAUUUUUCUAAACUUGAAGUGGGACUUUUCCGCUCUCGGAGGUUUUUGUUCAGUAAGACACUGAACUAAAUGACUUUUGGUGUUAAACAGAGCCCUACCUUAAAUUGUCCUAAAGAGUCCCAGUCCCCCUCAGACGUAUAGAUAAUGGUAAAGUUGUUGUAUCUGGUCUAACGGCUCUGUUGGUUGGAACUUUAAGCUUUCCUGGAGUUUAACUUUAAACUGUUUUUUUAUGUGUGGCUCACAGAACAACGUGCUAAAUGGGUUUGAUUUAACUAUGAUUCUGAUCCUUUUUAGUUCUGUAUGGCUGUGCACAAAAAUGUGACAGAGAAAACAAAACAACAUUUAGUCAGGCACAACUGCCCUUUUUUUAAAAAAGAGUUUAUGAAGUUAAGAGGGUUUUGGGAGCUGGAGGACUAGGUUUCUGCUGGCCCCCUGCCCCGUAGGCGUGCACGCGCAGCCUCUUCAGUGACAUCACGCCUGUGCACGCGCGGGUCAGGCUCCUGGGAGGCGCACUUCCAGCUUUAAUCACUUCCAGACUGGGCGAGCAAACGCGCGCGCGGUCCGUUUCUCCGCUGAACUAACAGUUCCGGCCCGAGUGGGACCCCCCCAGUCCGACUCCAGAUGGACCCUCCUCACGGCGCACGCGGCUGAGCUCUCCCAGGGACCCGCAUGCAGGCACGACCCUCUGAGCGCGAGGACCCGCAGCUGGGACGCAGGCGCGCGGGAUAAACGCACCUUUGUGCUCGUGCUUGAAGCAGAAGUUGGCGCGCGCCUCCCGGGGGUGAAAGAGCCGCUCUUUCUUUCUUUGAGGACAGAAAGUGAACCGGACCGAGCCGACCCGGACAGUCCGGGCAGUUAGCGGACGCCAUGGCCCCCCUCCUGGAGACUUUUCUCCUGAUGCUCCUUUCGCUCCCGGCGAGAACGAGGAACGCUGAUCCAGGCCCGUCCGGGGAUAAAGAAGGUCUGGCGGGAGCUCAAAGUGGAGCUGUUCCUACUGAAGGAACUCAGGGUUACUUCCUGGAGUUCUUGGAGCCAGUCAACAACAUCACUCACUUCCAGGGCCAGACGGCCACACUGCACUGUAAGGUCGCAGGAAACCCUCGACCGCUCAUUCAGUGGCUGAAGAACGAUGCUCCUGUGGACUUGGAUCUGGGCCGCAUCACCAUCCGUAAGACUGAGGCGGGAUCUAAGCUCCGCAUCCAGGAGCUGGACACAACCGACACGGGCUACUAUCAAUGCGUGGCCUCCAACUCAUUCAAGGUCAUCUCUGCCACAGGCGUGCUCUACGUCAAACUGGGACUGAUACCCACUCAUGGACCAGAUAAACCCAAGAACAACAAGGGUUUCUGUCAGCCGUACCGAGGUAUCGCCUGUGCUCGUUUCCUGGGAAACCAGAGCAUCUAUGUUGAGUCUUUGCAGACGCAGGGGGAGCGAGAGAACCGCAUCACUGCUGCCUUCACAAUGAUCGGCACCUCCACCCAACUGUCGGACCAGUGCUCCAAGUUUGCCAUCCCGUCCUUCUGCUAUUACGUCUUCCCUCUGUGUGACGAAAGCUGGAGGAGCCAGAGGCAGCGGCAGCUCUGUCGGGACGAAUGCGAGGCCCUGGAGAACGACCUCUGCCAUGUGGAGUACACCAUUGCCAGGUCCAAUCCCAUGAUCCUCAUGCAGCUUGAGCUCCCACGGUGCCACCUGCUGCCACGCCCAGGCACGCCUGAGGCUGCUUCCUGUAUCCGGAUUGGGGUGCCCCCAGAAAGACUGGGCUCUUCUUCUUCUCCUUCAGACCACAGCUGCUACAACGGCAGUGGAGCGGACUACAGGGGCACCGUCAGCACAACCCGCUCGGGUCGCAGCUGCCAGCCCUGGAGCCUCCAGCUUCCUCACAGCCACCGCUCCACUCAGGAGUACCCCGAGCUUUGGGCAAGUCACAACUUCUGUCGCAACCCUGGAGGCCAGAUGGAGGCGCCGUGGUGCUUCACGCUGGACCCGGAGAUGAGGAUGGACUUGUGCGACAUCCCGCCCUGCAAGCCUCCUGAGAGCCCCGGGAAGGAGAUCCUGCUCAUCCUGAUCCCGGCUGUCUCCAUCCCCCUGGUGGUGGCCUGCCUCUUCUUCCUGGUGUGCACGUGUCGAAGCAAACACAAGGCUUCCAGCAGCAGCGGUGCGCCUCACAGCCACCUCAACACGUGUGCCAAUCAGGAAGUGCAGCUGUCGCUCCUGUCGCCCCAGAAAAACCCGACCAAGCUCCGGGAAAUCAACAUGUCAACUGUGCGGUUCAUGGAGGAGCUCGGCGAGGACCGCUUUGGAAAGGUGUACAAGGGACACCUCUAUGGAACAGCUCCAGGUGAGCAGAACCAGAUCGUAGCCAUCAAGACUCUGAAUGACAAGGCCGACCUCACUCUCUGUGAGGAGUUUCGCCAUGAGGCCUCAACCCGCUGUCUCCUGCAGCACCAAAAUAUUGUUUCCUUGAUUGGAGUGGUCACCAAAGAGCAGCCCAUGAGCAUGAUCUUCACAUAUUCUAGUCUUGGGGACCUGCAUGAGUAUCUGGUGAUGCACUCCCCCAACUCAGAUGUUGGAAGCUCAGAUGAUGACAGGACAACUAAAUCCACUGUGGAGCAGGCGGACUUCCUUAGCAUCAUCACCCAGAUUGCUGCUGGGAUGGAGUAUCUGUCCAGCCACCAGGUAGUUCAUAAAGACCUGGCUGCUCGCAACAUUCUGGUCUUUGACAAACUCAACAUCAAGAUCCUGGAUCUGGGCUUGUUGAGAGAUGUCUACUCUGCCGAUUACUACAAUUUGAUGAGAACCAGCCCUUUUCCUAUCCGAUGGAUGUCUCCUGAAGCAAUUGUGUACGGCAAGUUCUCCACCGACUCUGACAUCUGGUCCUACGGCGUGCUUCUUUGGGAGACCUACAGUUAUGGCCUCCAGCCGUACUGUGGCUACUCCAACUUGGACGUGAUUGAGAUGGUGCGCAGCCACCAGCUGCUCCCCUGCCCUGAAGACUGCCCCACUUGGAUUUAUGCCCUCAUGCUGGAGUGCUGGAGCGAAUUGCCCGUGAGACGGCCUCGCUUCAAAGACAUCCAUGCCCGCCUGCUCUCAUGGGACAGCCUGUCCAACUACCACAGCCCUGCACAGGCCUCUGGCACCAGCAACACCACCCAGACAAGCUCUCUCAGCACCAGUCCUGUGAGCAAUGUCAGCAUGAGCACAGCCAACGCGUCACGCUACGCCAGCCCCAAGAAGAGCCCAGCCUUUCAUCCGCCCCAGUUCCUGCCUCUGAAGGGUCAGAUGCACAGGCCCAUGGUUCCGCAGCAGCUCUACAUCCCCGUCAACGGAUACCACCCCGUGCCAGCGUAUUCGUACCUGCAGAACUUUUACCCCAUGCAGAUACCCAUGGCAAUGCCCCACCAGCAGAUGCACCACCCAGCACCGGUGGCCAGCAAAGCAGGUUCUCACCAUAGUGGCAGUGGAUCCACCUCUACAGGCUACAUCACCACCGCCCCCUCCAACACCUCAGCGGCAGAACGGGCCGCAGCGCUAAAUGAGGACUCCGGGCCCAAAGAGGACAACCUGGUGGACGGAGUGCCCCAGGACAAAUGCAGCCAGAGUGAGGCCAUGUCAGCUCAUGCAUCAGAACUGCUCGCUGAGGAGGCUGGUUCCACCGAGCAGCUGACGGUUCAUUCUUCGGACACAUAGACACGGGCCUAGCUGAAAAAUCGGAGGCAAGAAGAGGAACAAAGCGAAGACUGAAUGAAUGUUUUCUAAGAAGGUGCUGCUGAGUUUCACAGUCUGGUCACAUUCCAGUCCAGUGUCAAGAGAUGACUCUGGUUUAUUUGAUUUUGUUUUUUCACAUGACUGUAAAAAAAAAAGGACGUAUUUGCUGUUUUUGUUGAAACUAAUCCAUUAGUCUCAGAGCCUCUGCAGCAGACGAUGGUGUUCCCACGAGUCUUUCAUAGGAAACGGAUCAGAUCUAGGGUCUGGUUCAGUUCUGCUGCACUGACUGUGUGAAUCCUGGAUCGUCCAUCCUGCGCACAAGCGAGCCCCCUCCUCUCAAAUUCAAGUCCUGACUUUUCAGGGUAAAGGCCCCCCCAGACGCCAUAAAGCACAGAUCUACAUAAUCUAAUGUGUGUACGGUUUGGCUCAAUGUGUUUUAUCAGUUUUGAUUCACUAAGGGAGGAAUGUUUCUCAAACUUUGCCAAGAAUUAUUUUAAUGCUUUUUUUUUAUUUUUGUAAUCAAAUAUGAAGAGUUUAAUAAAGUUUCUGAAGAGCUU